Messenger RNA from Blepharisma stoltei, 543 nucleotides. Lineage: Eukaryota; Ciliophora; Heterotrichea; Heterotrichida; Blepharismidae. The record is from the annotation of a GenBank genome assembly.
AUGAAAGAUAAACUGGUUUCUGGUUUUGACUCUUUUGAAAAAUCUAAUUCAAGCCAGACAAAAUCCUCUAGAAACACAACAAAUAACAAAGAAUUAGAAGAAGCUUUUUCAAAGGAUGGCAUUCCUAUUUCUCCAGUCUUGCAUACGUGCAACUCAUUUCAGUCUCCAGAAGUAAAUUUUGAAAAUUUAAAUUCUGAUUAUGAUGCUAGUACAACGAUUUUAUCUUUUCAGUCGCCUGAUUUAAUUUAUUCAUCAACUCCGCUUAAAAAACAAUCUGUCGGUCCUUUAUCGUCUGAGUAUUAUUUGAGUGCUAAUAUUGGAUUAAGAUUACAAGAUAAAUUCAGAAAAUUAAAAUUUGAAUUUGAAUCUGAAAAUUUCGAUGAAAACGAAAAUGGUGACUUUAAGAUCCCACCAAGGGUUUCUGAGCCCUGGAAUAUUAAAGGGGCUAAGCCAGCAAGAAUUAUAGAUCGAGAAAAUUGCUGCAGUAUAGAAUACGAAUCCAAAUCUAAUCAAAAAAUAAAAUGCUGCUGUAGCCUUAUGUAA